AAAUCAAUUGCGCUUCAUAUACCUGUCGCCCACUCGCCGGCCCUGCGGCUGCUUUUUUGCCGGCUGAUUUUUUCGAAAUACGCAGCUUUUUUUUUUUUGCGUUUCUCGACUUUUUUCUGUUCUAUACCCCAUAUUGCGCAAAUCCAGGAUCCUUCCCGGCUUGCGCCGCGGUGGUCAGCAUCGAUCGAAUUCCAGCUUCACUGGUCGGGACUCGCUAGAGGUAUCACCCCAAGAUAGAAGGCACUGUGCAGAUUGCCAUAGCAUGUUGCUUCAAGCUGUCGCGGUCGCAUUGACUGCGGCCGGCCUAGCCCUAUGUCUGGACCUGGAAGCCGUCCAGAGGACCACUCACUUCCCGCAGCACAAACGUUCGGGCGGCGAUGACGUCGGCCAGCGGGAACGGAUCUUCUCCGAACUGUUGUCGCGACGUAUGGCUAAGCUCUUGCCCGUGCUGCUCCGCGAGCAAGAAGAAGGGAAGCACUGGGUCGAAAACGAAGAUCCCACUACGGGACUGCGCCGUAAUCUCUUGUUGCCUCACUCGCAAAGGCUGACUUCCCGUUUUGCUCCAGUGCACGGAGCCCUGAAAAGAAUGGCCAAGAAGAAGUUACUAGGCGGUCGCGGCGAGAAGCGAAAUAAGGCCUCGGGCAACCGGCGGGUUCCGCGGCUGGACGGCGCCAUGGGAGCCAUGAGACGCCGGUCCGUCAAGGCAGGAGAGCGUCGACAGAAAGGCAGCCUCACGAAGCGAGAUGCCAAAGUGCUGGGAGAACUGAGGCAGAUCUUCAGUGAUGAGCAGAAGCCUGAUCCAAAGACACCCCAGAAGAGAGAUGUCGCUGACAUCGGCAAAGAUCAAGCGGUUGAAGGCCAGAAGAACGAGACCGACGAGGAGAAGUUCAAAAAGUGGCUACUGGACGAGUAUUACCGCACCAUGGCGCUGUCCUUUGCUAGCAUGCGCAAGAAGCGCAUGGCUUCGUCUCAUCAAGCACCGUCCCUUCAGACAGAUGGGGAGUCCAAUCAAGACAUGGACGAUGACAGGUUUCAGGCUGCCGAAGAUCGCCUGCGUGGCAUGGAAGAAUCCUUGUUGACGGAAGCCCUGGCACUGGAGCGCAGUGAUGCGGGAGGACCUGACGAAAACCGAGUAGCUGCUCGUCUGGACGCCGCCUACGACCUGGAGAGCGUGCGGCGUGCUCUCGAUCACUUGCACAGCGCCCUGAGGAUCAUUCAGAUGCAGGACGAACAGGACACUUCUUCGGGGAGCAGCAACAAAUUGGAAGCACAGACCCCAUCUUCUAAUCCUCAACAGUGCAGAGUCCUGCAGGUGCUGACAAGUGGGUGCUCCGCGUUAGAAAAUCUCCUACCCGUUGACGCUGCAUUUAAAGCGAGGCUUGUUACAGCGUGUAACUGGCACGAGGUCUGUUAUACAUGCGGGUCGCUGUUCGACCUCACACCCGAGGACUGCGACGAAGGUUACUCCGAUGGCGACUCCGGCGGUCAAGUGCUGGAGCUGCUUCGAGAGCGACGUGUAUUCAUGAAGCGCAGUGCACCAGCCGCCUGCUCGGCUCCGUGCGUACAAGAGUUUCUGGGAAGUCCCUGAACAAAAAAAAAAAAAAAAAAAAAGGGAGAGAAGGAAAUCCUUGCGUUGUCCGGUUGUUGGAAAGUCAGUGGUAUUAAGCAAUACGCUUGCUUCUUUCUGUGGUAUGAUUACCGUCGCGUGCCUCUACGAUCGCUGUCUGUUGCUCGGUUCAUUAUCCGCGUUAUAUCCCGAUGAUACGGUAUUUUGGAACGUUAUAGUUAUGCGCACGUAGUAGCACAAAGCAGAUAUAUACACACGACGUAUAUAGUUUAUAAGUAAAACGGGCGCGGAAGUUGAGCUGCAUGUACUCAAGCUGGAAAUAAAGUAUUUACGUAAAAAUGUAUCGCUAGAAAGCUAUAUAUUUCACGUGUUCUAUAGUCAUGAAAGGGGAAGCCACAGCUUCUUUCCUCCUUUUUGUCGACGUAAGUUUUGUCGAGUGUAAUUUUGUCGGCAGUAAUUAUAUGUCGUCAGUAUAUUUUGUCGACAACUGUUUUUGUCGCAAGUAACUUUGUCAAGAAUGCUUCCAUCGACAGUAAACGCAUUCACAUUUUAUCAAUGGCGCGUGUAUCGAAGGUGAUGUUGUCGACGGUAAUUUUGCCGCCAUCAAUUUUAUCGAUAGUAGCUUAGUAAAUAAUCGACAACCGUUUUAUAGAAGGUACCCAGGUAAAAAAUAUCUGCAAUUCCAAAUGGUUUGAAACAAUUUCCCACUUUAAACCACUGUAACUGCACGCAUUUGUUUUGCCGAUAAUACUUUUGAGGCUGAUUAUAUCGACAGCAAUAUUACCACCAUACACGUAUCGACACAUAGAUAACAUUCUGUGAUCAGAUAUCUACCAGCUCAAAUACCACGCUGACAGAAAGUUGUAACAACAAAACGCCGUUGUUGAUACGCAACGGCACAGCUAUAAAAGAAUACAAGCUAACGAACAACGUAGAUAGUGUUACAGUGCCACAGUAUAUGGAGCAUUUACACAGAUAUCUUCAUAAUUUCGUUGUUACCAGCUGAAUUGCCUUCUUCAGCGAGCAGACACUGUUCUCGAUGCAUGCACAGGUUUUGCGAGGAGUCCCGAAUUAUUUUGCGAAAGGAUAUUAUGGUUGUUGUUCGGAAGGGUUCAUGAGGGUUUCGACGAGUCACCAUGGAAUAUUUUGUUGUCGUGGUAGUGUGACCCAACUAUUGCAGUCCUGUGUGAAUGCUAAAAUAAAUUACCAACAUUUUUCGUA
This is a messenger RNA of Ornithodoros turicata, 2788 nucleotides long. RefSeq lists its product as uncharacterized. The record is from RefSeq and is a predicted model, not a curated record. Bases 263 to 1588 code for a protein of 441 amino acids. The transcript has 7 exons. Lineage: Eukaryota; Metazoa; Arthropoda; Arachnida; Ixodida; Argasidae.